Molecule: messenger RNA, 990 nt
Organism: Brachypodium distachyon (stiff brome)
Lineage: Eukaryota; Viridiplantae; Streptophyta; Magnoliopsida; Poales; Poaceae
Product: transcription factor NIGTH1
Exons: 2
Coding region: 191-571 (126 amino acids)
Source: RefSeq, a predicted model, not a curated record
GACGGAGCAGAGAGUACACUCGCUCGGCCGGCUGCUCAAGCUGAUCGAGGCCACUCGUCGGCAGUGGCUGCAUUCCUCAUCCCCAUAGAGAGAAAAAAGAGAUCGAUCUCAGGUUAGGGCCGGGGGAGAGAGAAGCUUAAGGGGGGAAGGAAGCAGCAGCAAGAUAGAGGGCGGGGUGCGGCGGAAGCUGAUGAGGCUGCUCUCCUUCGUGCCCUGCGGCUGCCGUGCGGGACCCAUCGACGACGCCCCGCCCGCCUCCUCCUCCGACCACCACCACCAUGUUGUCUCGACGAUAUCCCCGGCGGCCAGGAGGAUCCGCCGGAGGCGGGCCAGGUCGCUCGGCGGAUCCCCGCAGUGGAGGCCCGCCCUCGGCGACAUCUACGAGGAGUCCUUCUCCGCCUCCGCCAGAUCCGGCGCCACCGGUGCCGCCGGAACCGGCAAGUCCGGCGGCGGCCGGGUCGUCCCCUCCGGCGCCGGCAGGGUGCUCCCCCGCUCCCACAGCCGCGAGUACAGGCACAUGGAGACGGCGACGUCGAUGCCGGCGUUCGCGCCGACGGCGUUCCUGUUCUGACUCUCACCACGGCGGCGCGGCGACGAUGACGGCCACGACGAAAGCGAAGCGGCAGAAUCGCAAUUCUGCAUACAGAUUACUAUUACUGUCUACUUAUUGCAGAACCAAGGAUCUGUACAUAUAAAGUGAAAGAAGAAUAAGUUGAUUUACCAGCUAGCUUGCUCCUUCGCGAGCUGGGAAAUCAUAUGGUCGUACUGUAAAUCUUUUGUGUCUAGUAUAAUUCUAUAUGCAUGUAUAUCCCAGGUUGUAAAUUAAUGUCAUGUAACAUAAUAUGGUCGUGAAAAGAAUACUGUGUAAUCAACAAAGAUAGUAUAGUGCUUAUAUAUAUAUAUAUAUAUGAUACGGACUAGCUAGCUGGAUCUUGUUCAGUUGGUUUCAUCAGCUAGCUAGCUAUAAUGUGAAGUUUCUGCGCCACAAAA